AUGGCGGAUACGUAUUUGGGUUGCAAUACGUCUUUACCAACGGCGAGGGUCAGAAUCGAUAAGGUUCAGAGAGCAGCUCAACGCAAAAACACGAACGCCUCUCUCCUCCCGCUUCACUCCGUUCCCCCACUGGCCAUGGCGGAAACCCUGGCGGGCCUCCGGCUGGCCGCCUCCGCGGUCCCGCAUCCACGGAGCCAACGACGCUCCUGCGCCGCGCCGCCCCACCAUCGCCUCCCCCAGCUCCGGCGCGGCCGGCUCUGCGCCCGGGCGGCCGUCACGGGCGCGCCGGAGGUGGACGAGGACGAGGCCAUGAGCAUCGACAACCUCUGCAGCUUCUUCGACCUCAACGUCGGCAAGUGGAACGGCAUCUUCUACCAAUUCGACGCGCACGGGAGGGUUCAGCAGGAGAUCAGCACGCGGCUGUCCGCCAGCACCUACGGGGAGGGCAACCUCAUCAGCCUCAUGCAAUCGCUGUAUAUCAAGCAGGCUACGUCCGGGAUAACAUUUGCGGACGAGGAGGAUCCCGAACCAGAGUGGGCGGAGUACAAGAUCAAGGAGACUAACAUGUUCACUGUAGAUAAAUAUCAGCAGAUAGGGUUCUUUCCUGAGCAGAAGGCAUUUGCGUUGAGAUAUCAGACUGCUGGAAUGCUGGAGACUGUCCUUCGAGCCGGUGUGCUCGGAGAAGAUGACACUGGUGAAGAAUCCCCCAGAAACUUGAAGAUUCCUUCUCGUAAACCAUCUAUUGUCUGUGAGAAUUGUAUUUACUCUCUUGAUGGCAAUGGUCGAGUAAGAGCUUUCCACAUAAUGGACCCAAAUGGAGUGCUCGAUACACUUAUUGUUUUUCAUGAAAAUCAGGGCUCCAUAGUGCCACUUACACACUCUUCAACUGAUGAUCCAGAGAAUCCCAGCAACGAUAGGAUAAAUGCUCUGCUUGGAAGGUGGGAGGGCCAUUCUGUGACGAAGAGGAGCGGGGUGUAUGGAGCAACGCUCGAUGAAGCUGAUACGGUUGUCCUCCUUGAAAUGGACAAUAAUGGUCAGCUGGUUCAGGAUAAUAUAUCAACGAAAACCGGAACUAGCACGACAACAACGAUCCACUGGACAGGAGUAGCGAAUAGCAACUUGCUUCAGUUUGAUGGAGGAUAUGAGAUUACUUUGCUACCUGGAGGGAUGUACAUGGGAUAUCCAUCAGACAUCAGCAAGUGCAUUGAGCAGUUAGAUCCUUUUAAUUUGGAGUUUUGUUGGAUGGAAUCACCAGGAAAGAGGCAGCGGCUCGUGCGGACUUUCGACUCGGCUGGUCUGGCUGUUUCGUCGACCUACUUCUUAGAGACCAAAGUAUGA
Messenger RNA from Triticum turgidum subsp. durum (durum wheat), 1338 nucleotides. The record is from the annotation of a GenBank genome assembly. Lineage: Eukaryota; Viridiplantae; Streptophyta; Magnoliopsida; Poales; Poaceae.